This is a messenger RNA of Colletotrichum godetiae, 1612 nucleotides long. RefSeq lists its product as uncharacterized. The record is from RefSeq and is a predicted model, not a curated record. Gene Ontology annotation, molecular function: zinc ion binding; sequence-specific DNA binding. The coding region runs from base 459 to 1148 and encodes 229 amino acids. Gene Ontology annotation, biological process: regulation of DNA-templated transcription. The transcript has 3 exons. NCBI's taxonomy places the organism in Eukaryota, Fungi, Ascomycota, Sordariomycetes, Glomerellales, Glomerellaceae.
CUACUGUGUACUUGACAAGUUAUGGAUGCACGUUGGAUUCCUUCCCCAGCACCCAAAGCUGCCAGUGAUCAAACAGUGACCAAAGGGGGCCGAAGUUCCAGUGGCAGAAACUACGAGGUAUCCGUCAUAUAGCGUAGGUUCGCUCGCUGUUGUUGGCCGUCUCGAGUCGCCCCUCCAAAAGGACGGGCCUUUGGGCGCAUCGAAUUUGAUAAAAUCGCAGUGCCUCAGCACAUCCGAUCCCUCACCUAAAUCCCCGAUCCUGUCACUCUUUUCCAUGCCAACUUUUGCAUCGCACCGUCGAUCAGGUUUCCGUUCAAUUUGCCAUCCAGACCGUAUGCUAUUCAGCUGAAUUACCGAUCGAUUUCUUGUGAUCGAAAAUUUGGGAUCGCGAUCCCAAAAGCUCAAUUUCCGAUCCAUCGACAACCCGGAUUUCCAUCAAUUUUCAUCGAUAUGCUCCCAUGGUUUCUGUCAAAGCUGAUGCCCAGCUGAUCCACAAACGGUCCAAGCUCGGGUUACAGACGCCGGAGGGUGCGAACGCAUUUGUGGUUGCUGAUGUUGAUGCUGCUGCUGAUGCACCGCAUACAACCGAUGCCUACGCGCCACCUUCCAUGUCCUUUGAUCAAAUCAAGGCGGCUGAGAUGAUACAGAGGAUUCACAAUGAUGCGAGACAACUGCUGCAAAAUAUCCAGGGCCUCGUCGAUGGCUCCUGUUCGAAGACCGGCUGCGAAUGCGGCAGCGACCUUCCCGAGGAGAUGACAAGCAGCUCCAGGAUACUUGCUGCGCAGAGUCUAUCGGAAGUCAUCGCCGGCAACCUGGAUGAACUGGCGCUCUUGUCCUACCGAAGCGCCACGGAUGCAGAGCGAGAACCAAAUCUGCGCGUGAGCCCAAAAACGACGAGGAAAAGGCGCUAUUCCAACGUGGCGGCGUUUGAUCGCACUUCAAAAGUCAAGCGCGUGGUCAACGAGGAUCCCAGCUGCCACAUGUGCCAGGUUACGAGCACGCCGCAAUGGAGGGACGGACCCGACGGCCGAUGGACGCUCUGUAACGUUUGUGGACUGUUAUAUGCGCAUCGGCUGCGCAAAGCCAGCCCGAGUAAACCAGGCAUGAUGUCUCCUAGGUCCCCAAAAGCAUGCGAAGCGGCUGAGUAAAUGGCGGUGAAAGGAUUCAUCGCGGAGGCAAAAGUCAUUGCGGCGAAAAGACCAACCGUAUUCUGCAUUUCAGUGAGGCGUUCUUGGAGUACACGCAGGGCGCCAGCGAUGGGUGAAUCUUUCAGCAGUCUUUUCUUCCUACCUUAACUAUACGAUGCCUGAUGGAGCUGCAAUAAUUCAACGAUAACCAUGGUGCGAAUGAUCUGGUGUAUUCAUAAUCCACCGUAUUAUCUGGACGGGAACCCACCUACCUGUGUGCCUAUGCCGCCUUACCAUUGCCAUUCCGAAAUUCCUCCAUAUUAAACGGCACUUCGACGAAACCAGACACAGUUUCUCCUAUCCUCAGAAUACGGAUAUUAUGUAAUUCAAAAUGAAACGGGCAUCUCGGGGUCCAAGAACCAGAAACUUGAGCAAGUGACGUCAGAAGCCGCCAAUCAUCCGGUCACACUGAACGGACUGCGGGC